GUCAAACAUCUACACUACUUCCACUCCCCUACACUAAGGCAACAAAAACCUUAUCCCCUGUCCCUCGUUUUGCGUUCUUUCGUUCGAAGGAACAAUUAGAGAUUGUAUCACAAUCGCGUUCAUCAAGUCCGAUUCCCAUCUUUCACCAUGCGUUAUUCCAUGACGCUGAUCCUUGCGGUCGUGUGCUGCUUCAUCGGCGGCUUCGUGGGCGCCGAGUGGUUCACCGACGGCGCCAACGCCUCGUGGUUCCCCCGCGAGACUGGUGUCGUUGCUCGCGCUGCUGUUCGCGCGGGUUGGUCUCCUAAGCCCACUCCGGCUCCUGGUACUGAAAAGCCGGAGGCAGAGCAGGUGUUGGAUGUUCUCCUUGGGCGGGAGAACGGCGACAAAGAUUGGGUGAAUAACCAGACCUGUGGUUGGGUUUCGGGCCCUUCAUCUGAUCCCUUCACUUGCGGAGAAAGUUCCACUUGUGCUACGAACUCUGACCAUGUUGUCGCCUGUGUAUCUGGCACUUUCUCACCAUUCUUCACUACAUGCGUGGAUUUCUCUGCGUACCAGAGAGGCUUUUGCGAGGACCAAGGAUCGGGGGCCGGAUGUUGCAUGGACAGCCGCUACGGCUCUUGCGCAACUUACCUCUGGACCAACGACCCUGUGCGCUCUAUGUACCGUUGCUCUAACGUCUCAACGGCCAUCACCAUGCUAGACGUUCCGCAGUUCGUAGUGGACGCUUCGCUCUCGGCCUCCGCAGUCCAGACUCCUACCAACAUCGAGCCCCUGAGUUCCGGCGUGUACCCCGGCAGCGAGCAACCAUCUCCCAAUACCAGCACAAUUAGCGUCGGCGCUAUCAUGGGUAGCGUAAUCGGCAGCGUCGUUGGUCUCAUCGUCAUCGGCUACAUGUUAUUAAGCUGCCGAGCUUAUCGUAAGAAAGCCAAGGCAGACCACCACAACGUUCAGAACCGUAUCGACAACGCCUUUCAACCCCCUCGCACUCCUCGAGUUCGAGGUCUCGCCAUGUCUGCUUUUGAGCCCGAGCCCAGAACCCCCACCGGCCAGCGCCAGCCUGAUACUUCGUCGUCCGUAUACUCCCAAGACUCAGCCACCCCGGUCACCCCCUCGCGCAGCGCCAACCGAGCCUCCGCCCCCGUGUAUACGCGCGUAUCUCCCGAGACUCCCCGCAUAGAGGCUCAGCGUGCCGCCCUUCUACCGGCUUCCAAUCAAUAUCAAGCCGCAAUCUCAGGCCCUCCUCGUUAUGAGUGGAGACAAAUGCACGUCCGCGCGCGACCCGAGAGUUCGCCUGUUCACGGGUACAACACCCCGCCUCCACGAUACUCUCUGUAUCCUACCGUUGAGACCCGCCUAAGCGCGGCUGACAUGCAAGCGGUUGCCGAGGGUCGCGUGCAUGCCCUCGUGCAGAACGAGGAAGACGCCGUGCUUUGGGUGAACAGGGAGCCUACCACCAGCUCCAUGAAUACUGAAGGCCCGACUGAGGCGACGCGUGACCUUAAGUAGGUACGAUGUAUGAGGCUAGAGUCUCUUCGUUGCGGUAUGGAGGUUGCCCUGAGUGUGAAGAGGUGUGGAUGUCUAUAAGACAUGCCGAGUGAACGAAUCUCGGCAGAGCUGGAAAAGCUGGUAUGGAAAAAGGAGAGAAAAUUCAAAUCAUAGGCAGGAUCUCACGCAGGCCUGUGGUCUCUAAUGACGCUUCUUGCUUCUAGUUCGUUUGUUGCGUUGCGUUGCGUUGCGUUUGAUAUGAGCAGGAGAACGGAGUAACAGAUAGACGAAGUCAAGUAUUCGGGGCUAGGAUGUAAUGUAUACUCGAGAUCUUUGCCUGCGUGGUUUAGACACGUAGGUCGUCAAAGAUCGCAAGAUCAAAGUCUCGUACAUAGGUCUCAAGCACGUGUCUAUAUAGG
Messenger RNA from Daldinia loculata, 1904 nucleotides. RefSeq lists its product as uncharacterized. The transcript is spliced from 3 exons. The coding region runs from base 148 to 1506 and encodes 452 amino acids. Lineage: Eukaryota; Fungi; Ascomycota; Sordariomycetes; Xylariales; Hypoxylaceae. The record is from RefSeq and is a predicted model, not a curated record.